This is a messenger RNA of Raphanus sativus (radish), 696 nucleotides long. Its product is annotated as 17.6 kDa class I heat shock protein 2. The transcript has a single exon. Gene Ontology annotation, biological process: response to heat; protein folding; response to salt stress. The coding region runs from base 87 to 551 and encodes 154 amino acids. The record is from RefSeq and is a predicted model, not a curated record. Lineage: Eukaryota; Viridiplantae; Streptophyta; Magnoliopsida; Brassicales; Brassicaceae.
UUUUCCUCAGAAGUGGAAAACCAAAGCAAACAAACCGAAUAAAUUUCACAAAUUUCUUCUUUGAGAAGCUCUUACAGACAACAAAAAUGUCGAUGAUUCCAAGCUUCUUCGGUAACAACAGGCGUGGCAACAACAGCUUCUUCGACCCUUUCUCGCUUGACGUUUGGGAUCCGCUCAGGGAGUUCUCUUCCCUUUCCCGAGACAACAACUCCGCGAUCGUGAACGCGCGCGUGGACUGGAAGGAGACCCCCGAGGCGCACGUUUUCAAGGCGGACUUGCCCGGACUCAAAAAGGAGGAAGUGAAGGUGGAGAUCGAGGAAGACAGCGUGCUGAAGAUCAGCGGAGAGAGACACGUGGAGAAGGAGGACAAGAACGACACGUGGCACCGUGUGGAGAGGUCGAGCGGGCAGUUCACGAGGAAGUUUAGGCUUCCGGACAAUGUGAAGAUGGAUCAGGUGAAGGCUGCGAUGGAGAAUGGUGUUUUGACUGUGACGGUUCCUAAGGUUGAGACCAAGAAGCCUGAUGUUAAGUCUAUUCAGAUCUCUGGCUAAGACGCAUUCGAUGACCGUUGCUUCGAGCUGUUUUCCUUAUAAGUCUUGUGUGUUCAAUGUGUUGUGUGUGUACUAGUUCUGUUUUAUUGAGUGGUGGUGGUGCUGAUGCAUCUUAAUAAAAGUGGAAUAAAUAAUUUAAUGUGAA